Molecule: messenger RNA, 4644 nt
Organism: Lates calcarifer (barramundi perch)
Lineage: Eukaryota; Metazoa; Chordata; Actinopteri; Centropomidae
Product: ankyrin repeat and BTB/POZ domain-containing protein 2
Exons: 18
Coding region: 696-3803 (1035 amino acids)
Cellular component (GO): nucleosome
Molecular function (GO): protein heterodimerization activity; structural constituent of chromatin; DNA binding
Source: RefSeq, a predicted model, not a curated record
GUUUUGUCUGUCUGGGUCAGUUUGACCUUCACCCUGUUUCUGUUGAGCUGUACCUGGACAUUUGACUGCAUCUGGCAAUUAGCUAUUGUAUAUAACUUCUCUCAUCUUCUUCAAAGACUGAAAAACACCCGGGAAAUGUGGACAACUGCCCAGGAGCCCUAGACUCUCAGAGGCCCCGCAAACCCAGGUUUACCUGUAUCAGUUGGUUCCAUAUAAUUAUGAUUAAUUGCAAAUUUGUUGGAAAUGUUCACUCCUUCCGUGGCCGCCAUUUAAAGAAAACGUUGGUAGCUACGCCUCUUCAGGUGCAUUAACCAAGAUGGCGACCGUUGGUGAUGUUAAGCGUUUAUCGUUCCACACUCGACUUUCCGCCUGUUUUGAGCCGCCACAUAGUUGCAUGUUUCCGUUCUUGUCAGUGUAAACACACUCAAAGUGUGAAAGUACGAGAACUGAAACACAGUAAAAUCAUUUAACUGAAAUGAUUGUUCGAAAGAUGUCGCAUUGCGGAGAAGAGGCGCUAAUUAGCGUGUUUACCCCGGAGACAGCCCUGGACCUCUCUUCCACCUGCCCUACCUCGGCUCCGGGGGUCGCUGGGGCUGGAGUCAGUUGCUCAUUGUUACACCUUGGAACCACCAUGAUCCUCCACCACACUAAUGUCCUUUCUUAGCCCUUGCCGACUUGUGGUGUUUUUCUAAAUUAUGUUGUGGGUGGACGGAAAACACCUGGAAAGCAGUAUGUUGGUGAAAACCCUGGAGGACCUGAGUCUGGAUCCAGGAUAUGUGGCGGGGGACCCCUGCCUGUCCCUCAGCCUGUCCUCCUCCGGUAGAUCGAGGCAGUCUCAGCCGUACACGAGUACCCCUCACCGGGGUCCGUGGUGGCAGCACGCCGGCUCUCUGUACAGCAGGAACGGCAGCUGGGACACGGUGAGCACGCUGCCGGAGGACGCGGCGGACGUCCUGGCUAAGUGUCCGUGCCUGCCGGAGCUGGAGGAGUAUCCCUGGACCGAGCAGGAGCUGCGCGAAGUCGUGCGUAAAGUCGCCGGUUGGGAGACUUCUUUCACCGCGGAGGCUGUUCACCGCCUGUCGGUCCUGCUCCGGAGGGCUCUGGUGCGUGUCUCCAGGGAGGCGCAGCGACUGAGCGAGCUCCACAGACGGUGCACACGCCUGGAGGUCCAGAGCGCGGUGAGGCUGGUGCUGAGCUGGGGUCUGGCCGAGCGGUGCGUCUCCUCGGCGGUGAAGGCCGUGUCCUUGCACUGCAUGAGCUCCGGGGACACUGCGCGUCAGCUGGGGAAGUCCGCGCGCUGCGGGCUCACGCUCUCCGUGGGCCGUUUCUUCAGGUGGAUGGUGGAGACGCGUGUGUCGGUGCGCGUGCACGAGUACGCCGCCGUCUGCCUGACAGCUUGCUUGGAGAGUUUGGUGGAGGAGGUGGUCGAGAGAGCGCUGGAGGCGGCGGCGGGGCUAACCGCGAAUGGCGGGAAUGAACGGGACGGCGGGGUCAGCUGCGGCCCGGUGACCGCUGAGGUGCUGGAGGGAGCAGUCAACAACGACCCGGAGAUGUGGGGACUGCUGCAAGUCUACGAGCACCUGAUGUGUGGGAAAAAUGCCAAUGGUGAGCUGUCGUUGCCGGCCCAUGUCAGCCCGUAUACAAAGGUUCCUGAGGACUCUGUGGAGAGCAGGGAGGACGCCUACAUCCAGCUGGAGCUGAGGACCCUGGAGCAGGCUCUGCUGGCCACCUGUGUGGGCAGCAUCGCAGAGCUCAGUGACCUGGUGUCUCGAGCGAUGCACCACAUGCAGCGUCUGCGCAGCUCGAGCCCCUCUGUCAGUCCCGCUCGUUCGGCCAAUCAGCCGUCAGUGUCCUGGGCCCCUGAUGCCCUCCGAACGCUCUACUACUUCCUGUCCAGCCCACAGAUGGAAUCACUGGAGAAUCCGAACUUGGAGCCUCCGACCAUGACGCUGACCAGAGAGAGGCCGUUCCUGCUCCUCCCUCCUCUCAUGGAGUGGAUCAGAGUCGCCACGGUGCACGCCGAACAUCGCCGCAACUUAUUGGUGGACAGUGAUGAUGUCAGACAGACAGCUAGACAGCUACUUCCUGGACUGGACUGUGAACCUAGACAGUUGAAGUCUCAGUGCUGUUUCCAGUCCUUUAAGUGUCUGGAUGCUGAAGCUGCUUCAGCCAAGUUCCAGCUGGAUCUGGGCUUUAGGAUGCUCUCGUGUGGCCGAGCAGACCUGGUCCAUCAGGCCACACAGCUCCUGGGAGCUGAGAGGGUCAACACCAUGGAUGACCAGGGAAUGACUCCUCUGAUGUACGCUGCUGCAGCAGGAGACGAAGCGCUGGUUCAGAUGCUCAUAGAGGCCGGAGCUAAUCUGGACCUGCAGGUCCCAAGCUGCUCCAGCAAACACCCGUCUGUUCACCCUGCCAGCCGGCACUGGGUCGCCCUGACGUUCGCUGUGCUGCACAGUCACCUGUCUGUGGCUCAGCUGCUGCUGGAGGCUGGAGCAGAUGUGGAGGGUGGAGCUCUGCUGGACGGUCAGGACAGCUCAGAGACGCCACUACAGUUAGCAGCUGCUGCAGGUUACUAUGAGAUGGUGAGCCUGCUGCUCACCCAUGGAGCAGACCCUCUACUCAGAGUGCAUCAUGGGAAUUCACUGACAUCACCUCUGUAUGAAGAUAUGAACUGCUUCAGCUACGCUGCAGCACACGGACACAGGAAUAUUCUCAGGAGGCUGCUGCAGCAGCCUCAGCACAGGAAGGAGGACAUCCUGUCUCUGGAGGAGAUCCUGGCGGAAGGAGUGGAGGAGGAGGAGAAGAAGGAGGACUCCCUGAGUCCUGCUCCGAGGCUGUGUAAGGCCAGGAUGAAAGCUCUGCAGCAGGCAGCGUAUUACAGCGCUGAGCACGGCUACCUGGACGUAACCAUGGAGCUGAGAGAGAUGGGUGUUCCCUGGCGGCUCCACAUCUGGCUGGAGUCACUCCACAGAGCCCAGCAGCUGUGCAGGGACGAAGUCACAGUCUCCCUCCUCACAGAGUUUCCCUCCAUCAGGAUGGAGGACUACAGCCCCGAGCUGCUCUCCACAGGCAUACCGCUCAUGUUCAGCAUGUUAGAGACCAGCAAGGACUACGUGAUAACGAAGCGGUUGGCGUCUGUGUUUUCUCACUGUUAUGGCUCCUCUCCUGUUCCUCCGGUCCCGCCCAUGGAUGUCACUCUGUCUACACAGCUCGAUAUUCACUUCCUCAACAACCAAGAGAUGUCUGAUGUGACGUUCGUGGUGGACGGGCGUCCGUUCUUCGCUCAUCGUGUGCUGUUGAUGUCGGCAUCUGAACGGUUUCGACGGAUGCUCAGCGAUUCUCCUGACGAUGUCAUCCACAUCAGUCACAUGACCUACAGCACGUUCCAGAUGAUGAUGAAGUCUCUGUACUGUGGGGGAACAGAGGGACUGACUGUCUCGUACUCAGAGGCCAUGAAGCUGCUGCCUGUGGCCUCAUUCUUCCAGCUCAGAGGUCUGCAGAGGAGCUGUGAGAUGAAGCUGUCUCAGAGUCUGACUCUGGACAACGCUGUCAACGUCUACCAGGCUGCCAAGCACCACAGAGCAACUGAACUCUGCAGGUUCUGUGAAGGAUUCUUCCUCCAGAACAUGGACCGGCUCCUGGACCGGGACGACUUCCACCGCCUGCUGCUGGGAGGGGUUGGUCAGGAGCUGCUCUGCCCAGGUACAGACGCCCAGGACCGGGACCCACCGGUCCUCCUGAGGGACCUGGAGGCCGCUCUGAUCCACAGACUGUACAGCCUGAACUCUGCAUGUCGAGAGUAGAGACACAGCGGUACGUGUGUUUGGGAACAGCAGCCAUAUACUGUGUUGUAGCACAUGUUAGUGUAGGUGAAUAACAGACUGAAAAUGGACUUAAAUGAGUGGUAGUUAUUUUAUCAACACUGCAACAGAUUAUUGAACUGUGAGGUUUCACUGUGUCAGGACCAGUCGACAUAAACAUGUAGAAAACUGUUACCUCAGGCCUUUAGUUUAAAACAUGCAUUUACACAGAAACUUUGCCAAAGUCUGAUGUUGACUAGUUUGCCCUGUUUGUACCGAAAACUCUGAUAUCAUCACAACCGAGAGAAAACCUGUACAUCAGCUCUCAGAUAAAGGAAACACCGUCAGACUCUCCAAACUCUUUAAACUAUAUUUUAACUCCUCAAUCUUUACAUUGUUCUAUACUUAGCUUCAAUUUUGAAAUCUUUGUUUUCGAGCUUUAAAAGUGGUUAACACCGGAGGCUACGUACAUGGCGUCAAGCUAAAGGCUAAAGCUAACAGGCGCUGUGUAGAAGACAUGGAAAUAAAAGAGCAGUAAUGUUCACGUAUCACAGGCUAGAGCCAGUUAGCCUUACUUUUAUUGUACAGUUUUAUAAAGAAAAACUAAAUUAAAUGGUCAUUUGUUCUGACGGUUGUGUUCAGGUCUUCACUACGACAGAGCAAUAAACAAUAGAUUCAAAGUUACAUUUUUUAUUUAUUAGUUGUAUUUUCAAAAUGUUUGGGAAUGAACAGAGUAGUUUAACAAAUGUAAUGUUAGCUAACACGACAUUGGAAAUAUUAUUGGCAGCAGUAGCUUUACUACAAGUGACUUAUCUAAUCACUUAAAUAAGUAUACUGUGUUUAA